UCCGCCGCUAAGGCCGGGAAGGCUCGGCCGCCGUCUCCUUCCCCGAGACUGCCUCUCAUUUUACGAUUCUCCCCGUCAGCUCAAAAACCGGAAUAAAAAAAAAGGAAUAGAGGGAGAAUAAAUGGGGAAUAGAGGCGCCACUUGUGUUCUAAGCCAGAAGAAAACGAAGCAAAAGGGAAACUGAUUCCAGAGUGGAAACGGAGUUCCUUCCACCCUUGAAUAAAUCUUAAAGCGCUCGGUUUGCUCCCCUUUAUUUCCCUGUCGCCUUUAUCUCGUUAACUCUCUCUUGUCCUUAUUCUUCUUCUGUUCUUGGAGUCUCUGUGCUUCUGAUUUUUGUCUCCAUUUCUUUAUUUCUUUUUUGGUAAAUAAUCCAUUUCUUUAUUGGAGUCCUGGUGUGGUGUCUUGUGGGAAUAAAUUGUCUUAGUUUUGGGGGCAUGUGGAGAUAUUUGGAGAGAGGAGCGUGGGGAAGCAUUGAUGGAGUGGGGCGGAGCUUUCUAAAUCGGGAAGGGAGGAGGGGUGCAAGCGAAUUCUAGCGAAUCUCCAAUUCCACGUUAGAAUAAAUAUAACAAGAGAUCACCAUGGGUGACCCAUAGAUUUUUACCGUCUUCGCUUCCUUCUUCUUCUUUUCUCCAUCUCCAAAGGGUCAGAAACAACGAGAGGUUUCAGAAAGAUAACACCUUUGUUUCUUGUACUUAGAAAGUUUGCUCCUUUCUUCUUCUUUCUUCUUAUUCUCAGCUGUUCCUCUUUUUAUUCUUCCAAGUAGUGUGCUUUUCUUGAUCUUCUUCCUCCUCCUCCUCCUCCUCCUCCUCCUCCUCCUCCUCCUUUUGUGGAAAUAGUCAUAUUUUUGUCUGAUUUUAUAUGGAGAGGUGUUGAUACUGGUAUUUGGAUAAUAAAUUAGAGAAAGGGAGAAGUAGGGCGGAAAGGAAUCCAAAUAUCAGUACUGUAAUAAAAAAGGGAUGGCGGCCGUUCGUCGAAGGCACUCCAAUCUCCAGAGCUUCCUCACCCGCACCACCCCUUCCGUGCCGUCGCAUUCUCUCCCAAAGACAUGCAUUCGAGAUCUGAACACCCUCUGGCAUCCAGUUGGCAAGGACACGGUUGAGUACUUCACUCUCGGAGACCUCUGGGAUCAGUAUAAUGAGUGGAGUGUCUAUGGUGCUGGUGUCCCGGUUGUCAUCGACAACGGCGAGACUGUAGUCCAGUACUAUGUACCUUACCUGUCUGCUAUCCAGAUUUACACCAGCAAAUCUCCUAUGGCUUCAAGGAACGUGCUGGAAGAGAGUGAGAGUGAUUCUUUCAGCGAUGACAGUGAGAGUGAGAAGCUAUCUAGGUCAUGGGAUGCUGUAUCAGAUGACUCAGUCUUCGACCAGGAUGCUUCAUGGCCAACAAGGGAAAACCUAGGUCAUCUACGCUUUCAGUAUAUUGAGUAUGAUGCUCCAUAUAGAAGACUGCCACUGAUGGACAAGGUAACUGAGCUGGCUCGGAGUUAUCCAGGUUUGAUGACCCUUAAGAGUGUGGAACUAUCACCUGCUAGCUGGAUGUCAGUUGCAUGGUACCCUAUUUAUCACAUUCCAACUCAUACAAGUGUCAAAGAUUUGUCUGCAUGCUUUCUGACUUAUCAUACCAUCUCCUCAGCUUUUCAAGAUAAUUUGACCGGAGAUGUGGAGAAACGUGUACAUUGUACUGCAGGAAAUGGAAUUGAACAAAAGGAACAGAGCAACCGCAUCACUCUUUCUUCCUUUGGACUGGCCACUUACAAAGUACAGGGGAGUAUCUGGACAAAUCCUGCAUGUUUAGACCAUGAAAAGAUCAGGAACCUCCACAGUGCUGCAGCCUCCUGGUUGAGGCAGCUUGGUGUUCAUCACCAUGACUUCGACUUCUUUGUUACUCACUGAUGUAAAUAGUUUUCACUUCCAUUUUUCCUAGUGAGCUGCUGCAUGCCGCGGUAAUGUUGCCCUGCUAAAGUUUGGAGAACUCUACUAAGGGUGAAACUCUAGCUUCUGAGUAGGUUGAAGGGUUAUGGUGGAAAAAAAAUCAGUGCUGUUUUAGUUAAAAUGUGUUGAUGGUGCACAGAACUGAAAGUAGGUUUUGGUUAUGAACUUUCCCUAUUUGAGAGAUCAUGAGUUUUAACAUUUUGGUGCAUUAACCUUUUAUUGACGGUUUUCCUUGUUGUAUUUGGGAUGUAUAGACAAAAAAAAAGGAUUCUUGUAUGUCUGGCUUUGUCAUAUAUAUACUCUUGGAUUACUAUC
This is a messenger RNA of Phoenix dactylifera (date palm), 2246 nucleotides long. RefSeq lists its product as uncharacterized. The record is from RefSeq and is a predicted model, not a curated record. NCBI's taxonomy places the organism in Eukaryota, Viridiplantae, Streptophyta, Magnoliopsida, Arecales, Arecaceae.